Molecule: messenger RNA, 465 nt
Organism: Penicillium maclennaniae
Lineage: Eukaryota; Fungi; Ascomycota; Eurotiomycetes; Eurotiales; Aspergillaceae
Product: hydrophobin family protein
Exons: 3
Coding region: 1-465 (154 amino acids)
Cellular component (GO): fungal-type cell wall
Molecular function (GO): structural constituent of cell wall
Source: RefSeq, a predicted model, not a curated record
AUGCAGUUCACUCUCGCCGCUGUUCUUGGCCUCGCUGCCACCGUCGCUGCCCUUCCCCCGUCGGCCCCUCCGCCGGUGGUGUCGGGCAACACCAACGUCAAGUUCCCCGUUCCCGACAACAUGACCGUCAAGCAGGCUCAGGCCAAGUGCGGUGACCAGGCUCAGCUCUCCUGCUGCAACAAGGCCAUCUUCGCCGGUGACACCACCGAUGUCAACUCUGGCAUGCUCGGUGGCGCUCUGUCCAACCUGGUCGCUCAUGGCUCCGGCGCUGAUGGUCUUGGUCUGUUCGACCAGUGCUCCAAGAUGAAUCUCGAGCUCCCCGUUUUCUUCGCCAUCCCCGUCCAGGACUUGGUCAACCAGCAUUGCAAGCAGAACAUUGCCUGCUGCCAGAACUCCCCCUCGUCCGCCAACUCCGACUUCAUCGGUGUCGGCCUCCCUUGCAUUGCCCUUGGCUCCCUCUUCUAA